Molecule: messenger RNA, 477 nt
Organism: Neocloeon triangulifer
Lineage: Eukaryota; Metazoa; Arthropoda; Insecta; Ephemeroptera; Baetidae
Exons: 2
Coding region: 37-354 (105 amino acids)
Source: RefSeq, a predicted model, not a curated record
CUGGACCACAAAAAGGACUUGUUUGAGGGUUAAAGGAUGGCUUGUGCCAGUUCCAACAAAGACGAGGAUGGAGUGGACAAAUUGUUCUGCGACUUUGACACUGACGAUGAAGACAAAGUGAAGAAACCCUUGGAUGAAAUGGAAAGUGAGGAGGAGAGGAAGGGGACGCUGAGGAAGCAGUGGCUGCAGUACAGAGAGCAGAAACUGAGUCAGCCAUUGCUGGAGGAAAAAGAGGUGCCUGAGGUGCUCAAGAAGAAGCGGCGUCUUCCCAAGAAGAGGGGAAGAAAGAAGAUGGAAGCGGACAAUUGGCUGCAGAGCCACAUCAGGAACAACAUUGACUACUCUCCGUGGUGAAUCAUUUUACCAUUUCAUGCUAGAUUUUCAAAAUCAUUUGAGAUUAUCCAUUUAUUGAUGUGAAAUAUAUUGUUGAAAUAAGUACUAAUUUGAAGGAGUAAAUUGAAAUCAUAAUAAAGUAAA